Messenger RNA from Cydia strobilella, 1803 nucleotides. RefSeq names its product cleavage stimulation factor subunit 2 (gene CstF64). NCBI's taxonomy places the organism in Eukaryota, Metazoa, Arthropoda, Insecta, Lepidoptera, Tortricidae. Gene Ontology annotation, cellular component: mRNA cleavage and polyadenylation specificity factor complex. Gene Ontology annotation, biological process: mRNA 3'-end processing. The transcript is spliced from 12 exons. Gene Ontology annotation, molecular function: mRNA binding. The record is from RefSeq and is a predicted model, not a curated record. The coding region runs from base 200 to 1576 and encodes 458 amino acids.
UUGACACUGACCACUGACAGUAGUGACAGUGAGAGGUCGGUCGGUCCGUGAGUGUUGUUUGAAGUAAUUACAGCAAGAUUGUAGACAGUAAAAGCCGGAGAAAACUACGAUUUAAAUAGUUAUCGUGAUUUCACAAGUUACCUAUUAAGAGAAAAGGACGCCGUCAGUUUAAGUUUUAUAUAAACGUAAAUCAGCAAUAAUGGACAAAGGCAAGGAAAAGGAGGAACAGAGUAUCAUGGAUAAAUCCAUGAGAUCUGUUUUUGUUGGUAAUAUACCAUAUGAAGCAACGGAGGAAAAGUUAAAAGAUAUCUUCAGCGAGGUUGGGCCAGUGCUGUCAUUCAAACUGGUGUUUGACAGAGAGACAGGCAAGCCUAAGGGCUAUGGGUUUUGUGAGUAUAAAGACCAGGAGACAGCCCUCAGUGCUAUGAGGAACCUUAACGGCUAUGAAAUCGGUGGCCGUUCCUUGAGGGUAGAUAAUGCGUGUACGGAGAAAUCCAGGAUGGAAAUGCAAGCCCUAAUGCAAGGUCCCCAGGUAGAGAAUCCCUAUGGGGAGGCAGUGGAACCAGAGAAAGCCCCAGAAGCCAUCAGUAAGGCUGUGGCAACCCUGCCCCCGGAACAAAUGUUUGAGCUCAUGAAGCAGAUGAAACUUUGUGUUCAGAAUAAUCCAACAGAAGCAAGAAAUAUGUUACUGCAGAACCCGCAGUUGGCAUAUGCAUUACUGCAAGCCCAGGUCAUCAUGAGGAUUGUAGAUCCGGCUACUGCUGUCAGCAUGCUUCAUCCGAGCAAUCCAGUGCCUCCCGUCAUUCACCCUGGCGACAAGGUGCCCCUGCCGAACCCUUACAUGCCCAAUAUGGCACCUCCAAAUCCACAACCUCAGCCGUUGCUGGCUAAUCCAGUACCGCCGCCGCCUAACCAAUACAACCCGCGUCCGCCACCGGCAGCGAUGGCGGACAUCGACCUGCGCGGCGCGCGCGCGGCGGCGCCGAUGCUCGACCAGGACAUGCGCAGCCUGCCGCCGCCCAUGCCGCACCCCGUGCCGCCGCCCAUGCAGGACAAGUACGUACACUCUGUUUGUUAUUCUAUUACUACAUUGCGGCAGCGCGCGGCAUAUGUAUGUGUACAGCGUAUGGCAGCGAUGGCGGACAUCGACCUGCGCGGCGCGCGCGCGGCGGCGCCGAUGCUCGACCAGGACAUGCGCAGCCUGCCGCCGCCCAUGCCGCACCCCGUGCCGCCGCCCAUGCAGGACAAUUGUGCUCCCCUUGUGGAAACACAAGAAAUCUCGUACCCCCGCGACCCGCGACUGGCCGGCAACUUCAGCUCGGACCCGCGCGUGAGGAACGCCGACCCCCGCACGCAGCCCAAGUUGCCGCAGCAAAUGCCGCCAGGAAUGCCGAGCGUCGCACAGGCUAGAACCAUACAGGGUAUUCCUUCCGGAGCUUCUGAUCAAGAAAAGGCGGCGCUCAUAAUGCAAGUGCUGCAGCUAUCGGACGAGCAGAUCGCACUGCUCCCGCCCGAGCAACGCGCGAGCAUUCUCAUGCUCAAAGAGCAAAUCGCCAAGAGCACCCAGCAACGCUAAUUAUUACUUCAUUAUCCUCCUUAGUCUCAAUGUCCUUUUAAAAGGACAAAAUCAAAUCGAAUUUUGAAUUGUAAGGGGUUAUCAUUUCUUAGCAUAUAUGAGUGCUUUAUUCGUAAUAAAAUAUCAAUGAGAACAACUGCGUAGUCAAUGUAUAAUUCUGCUUAGCUCAUUCGAGAGACCGCGAAGAACAUGCAGCGAUGUAUUAUAAAUAAAGACUUGAAAAUUAA